CUUGAAAAUGUUUCUACCUCACUAGGGAUCUGUAAUUUUAUACUACUUGAUAAAUUUAGGGUGCCAACAGAAGUUUUGUGUUUAAUUUUUUUGUUGGUAAUGAACCUGCAACUUAUUGUUCAGUUUGAAAUUGAUAUUGAAGAUAUCCCCGAAUCAAGAAGGUCGUUUGCCAAUGGAAAAGUAAGGCAGAGGAAGCAACUGACUUUGAGCAGCCUUAGUUGUUCCUCAUUACUUGAUUUGUACUCGAAAUUAGAAUGAGUAUAGUUGGACUGACCGGAGGAAUUGCUUCGGGGAAGAGCACUGUCUCCAACUUUUUCAAGGCACAUGGUAUUCCUGUUGUUGAUACUGACGUUGUAGCUCGUAAUGUUUUGAAGAAAGGAACUGGUGGUUGGAAAAAGGUUGUGGCCGCAUUUGGUGAGGACAUCUUAUUGGAUAACGGAGAAGUUGAUCGUGCAAAGCUAGGUCAAAUAGUAUUCUCUGAUCUUGAAAAACUUCAGCUUCUUAAUAGGUUGCUAGCACCAUUUAUUUCACAUGGUAUGUUAAUGAAAGUUUUGAAGCUGUGGAUAAAGGGCUGCUCCAUAAUUGUUGUCGAUGUUCCUCUUUUGUUUGAUGCCAAGGUAGAUAAAUGGACUAAACCCAUUGUUGUCAUUUGGGUUGACCCUGAGACACAGCUGCAGCGGCUCAUGACUAGAGAUGGAUCUAUGGAGGAGGCCAAAAGCAGGAUAAAUGCGCAGAUGUCCCUGGAUCUCAAGAGGUCAAAGGCAGAUAUUGUGAAUGAUAACACCAGCUCAUUGGAAGCUCUGCAUGAGCAAUUUCAGAAAGUGUUAACUCAGAUUACCAAACCCUUGACCUGGACUGAGUUUAUGCUCUCAAGAAAUGGAGCUUUUCUAGCAUUGUUUUCCACUUUUGCAAAUAUGGUCAAUCUUUUAAUGUCUGUAUCCACGACAAGUUGUGACAGGUCAUCUCUUACUGCUAAAGAUGUUGCCAUUUGUGAUGGAUGCUCAAUUCCGGACGGUAUUACAGUCCUUGUUCAGUCGAUAAGCUUACUUUUUUUCUUUACUGGAAAGGAUAGAACCAAGUCAGUCUUUAGCUGA
This is a messenger RNA of Solanum stenotomum, 1094 nucleotides long. RefSeq names its product dephospho-CoA kinase-like. Gene Ontology annotation, molecular function: ATP binding; dephospho-CoA kinase activity. The record is from RefSeq and is a predicted model, not a curated record. Bases 255 to 1094 code for a protein of 279 amino acids. Gene Ontology annotation, biological process: coenzyme A biosynthetic process. The transcript has 6 exons. Lineage: Eukaryota; Viridiplantae; Streptophyta; Magnoliopsida; Solanales; Solanaceae.